This is a messenger RNA of Pocillopora damicornis (cauliflower coral), 1637 nucleotides long. RefSeq lists its product as uncharacterized. The record is from RefSeq and is a predicted model, not a curated record. Gene Ontology annotation, cellular component: extracellular matrix. Gene Ontology annotation, molecular function: protein binding. Lineage: Eukaryota; Metazoa; Cnidaria; Anthozoa; Scleractinia; Pocilloporidae.
UUGUUUCCUACGAUGAAGCACCAGGAACACGAGCGGAAGAUUGCAAGUCUUGCCCUGAAGGAACAGAUACUGAUUUCUUCGCUGGAUAUCGAGCCUGCAAAUGUCUGAAAGGAUUUUAUCGUACACAUAUGUUCGAAAAAUGCCAUAAAUAUUUACAAGGCAUGGCAUGCCAAGACGAUCAUAUUUCUUUAAAAUCUGGUUAUUGGUGGGAAUGGCGCAAUCAGACGUCGAAAGGUCGGUACCAAAAGUUUAUAAAAAAUCUUGCAGCUGUGUUGCCAGCACUUGGCAUAGAUGAUGUGCAAUACCCUCACCCGAUCCCAACCCCUCACCAAUGUCCACGGGAGGAAGCAUGCAAAGGUGGUCUCGAUUCUCCAUGUGCCGAUGGCUACGAGGGUCCACUCUGUGCAGUUUGCAGUUUAGGGUAUUACAGACAACAGAAAACCUGCAAACAAUGUUCUUCCAAGAAAUGGAUUAUCGGACAGUUUUCCAUCGUUGCUGUCGUCUUUCUGGCAAUUGUGGGGGGCAUAGUGUGGUCAACUUUAAAAGGAAAUGUCAAGAAGGCCCAGGAGAGAUCUUUGAUAGACAAGUUCCUUUCUAAACUUAAGAUCGUUAUUGGGUUUUAUCAGGUCACAGCUGGUGUGCUACAAGCAUUUUCCUACAUUGAGUGGCCAGAUUCUUUGGAAGUUAUCGCUGAGUAUUCAGAAUUACUGCAACUGAAUGUUCUUCAGAUGGUCCCCCUCGAAUGUUUAAUCAAAGGAUUGCGAGUGAAUGCUUUUGGAAACAUGUUUACGAUGAUGGCUGUCAAUUCUCUGGUCAUUUGUGUCUCAGGUGUCGCCUACGGAGUUCGUAAAGUUGUUAUUGCGAGGAAUGAGAGCUUAGAGGAGGAAGAAAAAUCUAGCAAACUGUCUGAAACCAAAGAGCUCGUGUACAGAAAUUUGUUUUUUUUUCUGUAUGUGACGUAUUUGAACACGUGCACUACAACUGCCAACGUCUUACCGCUUGCCUGUCAGACGCUUUGCCGGGAUGAAAAAGAAGAGUCGUGUUCAAAGUUCCUGAAAGCAGAUUACAGCGUGCGAUGCCACGAUCAAAAUUACAACGAGGUAAUUCUCUUGGGAUACAUCUCGGCCGCUUUUGUCGUGAUCCUCCCAGCUGCAACAUUCAUUGCACUCUGGAAGCAUAGAAGAGUAAUAUCUGGUAAAGGAACUGCCAAACUAACUCAGGAUUCUGGCUCAACCGCAAAAGUGGUAAGAGGACUACGUUUCCUAUUUGAAAACUACAAACCUAGCUCGUGGUAUUGGGAGUUGGUCGAAGUGUGUCGAAAAUUAAUCCUUACCUCCGGAUUGAUUCUUGUGGGACAACAGAACAGGUCCUACAUUGGCUUAGCAUGGGUUGUUGCCGGAAUGUAUGGAGUGCUCUUUUCCUCCAUAAGUCCCAUACAAGACGUGGUCGAGAACAGAAUGAUGGUAACGUCACUUUGUGUUACUAUCGUCAACUUGGGUAUUGGAGCCGUGAGUAGAAUUCCAGCUGAGAACAUUCCAAAUUCAAAAGACUCCUACUCGGAGACAGCUUUCUUCAAGGCUUUGGUGAUUGCCUCAAAUACCUCUGUGAUUGGCCUUCUUGUUGAAAAUCUUCUUUGA